UUCCCAUUUCCCUUUCCUCCGAGUCCUCCUGGAAUUUUUAAUGUAAUGGAAAUUAAAAUUAGUGAAAAAUUUAAAAUUGAUUUUCCCUUAAAAGAAGGGACAUAACUAAUGGUGUUAAUCGAACCUAAAGUUGUCUGUUUAUAGUUCCUGAAAAAAUGUAUUCGGGUGGCGAAUCUACAGAUUCACAGAAAUGCACUCAAUGGGCGAUGAAUCCGGCAGCCUACCAAAAUACAUCCAACGAUCUAGUAGAUUGGGCAGCUCUGGCUCAGCAAUGGAUUAUUAUGAAAGAAGCCGGGCCACCGCCGAUUCCUGGCCAACGUCAGCCAGAGAAAAUUCAAGAGGUCCCUGAUGAUAGCCAAGAGGGCGGCGAAGCCGAAAUGGAUAUGGACGAUAGAGAUGACGCGCCAAGCUGGAAUUCUCCAGAAAGGAGCGAGGCGCCACCAGCCCCAGGUGCUGAAGCUUGGACAAACUGGAAUCCACCCUCAACUGGACAAAAUUGGAACUGGAAUAAUAGCUGGAAUCCUCCCAGUGCUGUGCCUCCGCCACUUAUUGCACCUGUGAAAGCUCCUUUAUUACCCACACCGAAUAAUACUUAUUCACCUUCGGAUGGGGCUAGUGAUAAUGCUGUACCCUAUGGAGGCUACAACACAACCUCGCAAACUUCAAGCAAUAAUUUCACCAGUCAGCAGCAGCAGCCAGCGUUUUGGACAGGCAUGGCUGUAGGCAAAGUGACCCAAACCGAAAUAAAACCGCAUAAUAAACGAUAUAGCAAAGUGAAUGUGCCUACCAAAGUCACUAUAAUAACUCCUGCUGCUGCUGUUGGUACUUCUAAAGUGCUGCCUCCUUUAAUCCCAGAAGAACCUGUUGUACCAACACCCACGUUGGACGCCAAUAAAAGAAAACAGUUGCCUGCAUGGAUCAGAGAAGGCUUGGAAAAAAUGGAAAGAGACAAACUGAAGGAGUUGGAAAAGGAAAAAGAGAAACUAGUAAGGGAUGAGUAUACAGAAAAAAUGAAAUUGGAGGAACUAGAAAAAAUGGAGAUAUUAAAAACCACCAUGAAGGAAAAGAAUUUAUUGAGGAAAAGUAGAUUUGACAGUGAUAAUGAAAACUCUGAUGAUCAUGAGCCUGUGAGGAAAAAGCCAGUUUCACCAACACCUCCAGUGCCUCUUACUCCAGAGGAACUUAUGCUGAAAGUCCGUAAAACGAUGACAGAAAUCUUGUUAAAAGUGACCAAUCAAUUGAUUGAACAGACAUGCAAAGAGGAAAGGCAACGGUAUUUAAAAAAACGCAGAGCUUCCGAUCAGCUAGCAUCAGCACCCAGUGGUGCCAUCAUAAAAGCCAAACUUGGUCUGGGUGCAUAUGAUGAAGGAUCGUCCAGCAAUGAGGAUUCUGACAACGAUAACCAGGAUGAAGAUACUUCUGAUUCUGAUGCUGACCUGAGAGAAUCCAUCAAAAAACGCCAAGCAGCUUUUUCAAAAACAGAACAACAAAUUGAAAAUCGUUUAGCCGAAGCUGAAAGAAAGAAAGAUGGUAGCAGAAGUCCCAGUCGAAGUCGUUCUUCGAGCCGGGACUCACAUGAUAGCAAAUCACAGGUAGAGGCAAACGGGCAAGAAGUCAAUCGAGGAUAUUCUGACGAUGACAAAAGUCCAAAAAAGAAGCGCGCCAAGGAUGAUAAUUCUUCAAGCAGCUCAUCAAAGUCAAGACACAUUUCGUCUUCACAUUCUGAUUCGCGUAGCAAAAGUCGUUCCAGAAGUGAAUCUCCACCACGCAGCCGUAAAAGACGACAAUCUAGAUCUAUAAGCUCCAGAAGGGAUAGAUCAGCAAGUUAUAAUAGAAGAGAAAGCAUUGACUCCAAGAAAAGGAGCAGACGGUCUAGGUCAGAUUCCAGAUACUCGAAACGCUCACGCCGUUCUCGUUCUCCUUCCUACUCUUCUCGAAAAUCCUCAAAACGUUCUCGCUACUCAUCGCGCAGAUCUAGAAGCCGAAGUCGCUCACGUGAUCGCAAAUACCCCUCAAAAAAGUACGAAUCGAGUAGUAAAAGAUCAAGGAGAUCUAGAUCAUAUGACAGAUCAAAAAGACGUUCAGUUUCAAGCACGAGAUCACACAAUAAAUCAAGAUCAAAACGUUCCAGCUCUAGGAGACGCAGAUCUUCGAGGUCGUCCAGCAGGGGUAAGAGAUCUCGCAGGAGAUAAACCGAUAUGGAACAAAAAAAUGGAAGAUUGGGAGACCUGCAGGUUGUACUUUUUAAUUUACAGGGUGUCCCAAGCUAGAAGUACCUAUUCAUUAAGAAAUUGACUCUUCAAGAUUUUUGAGUGGGUGCUUCUUAUGUGAUAUUCACAGCGGAUACUGUUAUGCCUUACAUUUGUUCCUUAACUAAUUUAAUUAUUUCUUUCGCAGGAUGAAUGAAAAAUAUAGCAGAUGACAACCUUGUAGUGUAAUUUUAAGUUUGUACAUAGCUCACCCUAUAACGGUAUAUUAACUAAUUUUUAAUAUUUUCGACUAAUUCGGUAUAUUAGUCUUCCAAGUUUGUUGCAAUCAUCGUUUUUUCUUCAAGUGAUGCAUUCUGAAGUUUGUGUAUUACUUAAGCUUAGGAGUUUUUCUAGUGUGAAAACUAUGUAAAAAAUA
Molecule: messenger RNA, 2625 nt
Organism: Ceutorhynchus assimilis (cabbage seed weevil)
Lineage: Eukaryota; Metazoa; Arthropoda; Insecta; Coleoptera; Curculionidae
Source: the annotation of a GenBank genome assembly